Molecule: messenger RNA, 1596 nt
Organism: Pelagomonas calceolata
Lineage: Eukaryota; Pelagophyceae; Pelagomonadales; Pelagomonadaceae
Source: the annotation of a GenBank genome assembly
UUCCUUUUUGGAGCUGCAUUCGACGCCACGCAACGCGUUCGCUGUCACGAGCGAGACUCGGGACGCGUUCCACUACCGCUACCUCCGGGCUGCCUAAAAAAGCGCCGCCGCCGCACCAAAUAUGGCCACGCAGACCAUCUUAGCAGAGCAGCUCAGUAAAGCGCCGCCCUCGGACCCGGUUGGGAUGUACUAUACGGGCAGCGAGUGGCUCCCCGGCCCGCCGCCCGCCAAAGUAACGCCCACCUCCGUGCCCGUGAAGCUCUGGCCCACGGCCGCGGCGCCGCCGCCGCGGCACCCGCGCGCGGCGCGGCGCGUCGUCUUCCGCAGCCAGUGCGCGCGCCUCGACUGGCGCGCGAAGUGGGCCGCCUCGACCAAGGCCGCGCCCUCGCUGCAGAUCCAGAGCCCGAAGGCCUACGUCGAGCCCGCGAAGGACGAUCUAGAAGAGAAGCUGCGCCGCGAGGCCGCCGAGGAGCUGCCGGCCGGCGCCGAGGAGGUCGUGAUCGACGGCGCGCCCUACGUCCAGUACGGCGCCGACCUCGGCGGCCGCAAGCUCGAGGCCGGCCCGCUCCGGGGCAAGGUGGUCAGCGCCAUCGACGUGCCGCCGCUCGCGCGCGUCGCCCGGGCGCCGGACGUCAUGCCGCUCUACGACGUCGAGGGGAACCUCAAGUUACCUGGAGAUGCGCCGCUCGGCGUGGCCUACGACGCGGAAGGCUUACCGGUCCCGGACUGGGACGUCGUCGAGGAGUGCGAUGGCCAAGGCCGGGCGUUCAUCGACGGUCGCGGCCAGCGCCAUGCGAAGGUCGAGGUCCGCGGUUCCUUAGAAGAUGCGGUGUUGUUAGAUACGAAGCGGGCGUUCCCGGUCUGGGGCAAGCGCUUUGGUUUAGUGACACGGAAGCGCGUCGGCCGCGUCGGCACCCUUAAAGUCGACGAGGCCAAGGAGUGCUUAGAAAAGGAGUCCUUCGGCUUCCGCAUGGCCGAAGCCGUCAACGUGCCUCCGUUAAUUGAACUGCGCUACGGCGAGGUCCACAACGAGUGCUCUUCCGUCACGAUCGUCGCGGGCCUGUCCGAGUUGCAUUUAUCACACAAAGAAAACAUACAAGACGUGCACUACAUGCUCAUGGGUCUAGGAUAUGUCUCCUAUACGCCCGUCGAUCAAGAUCAGACCGGAGAGGAGGUCCCGCGGUUCUGGGGCGAGGGUAUUUCUACCUCACCGUCUAAGCAUUACGCCGGCGACGGCGGCGCCGUCUCCAUCAAACAGCAGGGCCCGACCUACUACACGUGGCACUACCGCCUGCCGCCCUUCGUCGAGGGUUUAGCUCUGGAAGGUGAGGCCGGCGACCCGCGCGGCGGCCCCGAGGCGCUACUUAGAGCUGCUCGUCUGAAAAAGCUCGAGCUCCAACAGGAGCAAUUACACGAAGAACGCGCGACGGCGCUGCGGGCGCGCGUCGCCGAGGCGGCCCAACAGCCCUGGUACCGGGACUACUUCCCGGACGGCGAGGUCGACCCGACGACGGGCGAGGUCGUCAACGCGCCGGGGACGCUGCCCGGCGAGGUCGCGAUCGCGCCGUGCGACGCCGACGACAAGGAGUAGACGAA